Molecule: messenger RNA, 720 nt
Organism: Saitoella complicata NRRL Y-17804
Lineage: Eukaryota; Fungi; Ascomycota; Saitoellomycetes; Saitoellales; Saitoellaceae
Product: putative glycerol-3-phosphate phosphatase
Exons: 4
Coding region: 1-720 (239 amino acids)
Molecular function (GO): beta-phosphoglucomutase activity; sugar-phosphatase activity
Source: RefSeq, a predicted model, not a curated record
AUGCCGACACGAGACGCAAACGAAUUGUCCCAAAAGUUCACGUCAUCUGCAAUCCUCUUCGACCUCGAUGGUACGCUCAUUGACUCCACGAACGCCGUCAUUGCACACUGGACGAGGUUCGGUGAUGAACAUGGCAUCGAGCCAGCUUUGAUUUUGGCCACCUCCCACGGCCGCCGCACAAUUGAGAUCAUCAAGGAGCAUGUUCCGGAAAAGGCUGAUAUGGCUUACGUACAACAACUCGAGAGCGAAAUCCCGAGACGGAAUGGGAAUGAGGCUACUGCGAUCGGAGGAGCACAGGAAGCCACCAAGAUCCUCGAAGAAGGCGGCGCAAAAUGGGCGAUCGUAACCUCCGGAACGAAGGGAAUGGCAUCGCAAUGGCUCGACAUCCUCAAAAUCUCCCACCCAAAGAUCUUCAUCGCAGCAGAAGACGUCUCGCUGGGAAAACCCAAUCCAGAAGGCUACCUCGCCGCCCGCCGCCGACUCGACAUCCCCGACUCUGACGACACCGUGAUUGUCGUCGAGGACGCCCCUGCUGGAAUCCGUGCAGGUAAAGCUGCGGGGUGUAAAGUCCUGGGCUUGAUUACCUCGCAUUCGGAGUUGGAGGUGAAAGAGGCGGGUGCGGAUUGGGUUGUUAGGGAUUUGGAUGACGUUGUGUUCUCGGUCAAUGCGGAGGGGAAGAUUGAGGUUGAACUCAAGGUUACGUUUGAUACGUUAUCGUAG